CACUAAAACCGCGACCGAACCAUGAACGCACGUUCCAGGGAUGCACCCGGGAAUAAGCAGACAGACACUUGCAGGAAAUAACGCCUUACCGUGAGCGCGCGUGGUGGACUUUUCUGCUCCUGAAAAAGAAGGCAAAGUUUUCCAGAUCUGACCGCAGAAGAAUUUACACAACCGAGACUAGGUCUGCUUAUGCAACGCUGUGUUUGACUGCGCGGCUGUCACGGAAACACGCCGUUGUCGCGGGAGCUCGCGCUGCACUGCUCAUCAAUCAGCGGCGGCGAGUCCCGAGCGUGUACGCGCUUCUUUUUUUCCAAAAGGAGGCGGAUUACAAGAUAAAAAAAAAAAUAAAGAUAAAAAAAAAAAAGUAAUUAAAAAAAAGUUGCCAAACUGAAACUCUUACAAGCGCAGGAGGAGGAGAUGAAGGAACUGUAAGGAAACGGGAAUGCUGUUUGUUUUUGGACUGUUUGAAAGCGACACUUCAGCUGCUGCUAUUCGGCGUCACACUGUCAAUAAAACAACAACAACAAAUGUGAAGCAGGUUAACGGGGAAUAUUCACAGAGCCGGUUUGGCGGAAGGAGGCGUUCCCAGGUUCUUUCUGUGUGCUCUGAAGACAUUUCAAUCGGAUGUUAAGAGAAUUUUUUAAAAAUACAACCUGAGCGGUGUUUCAAAUACGAAAAGAGCAUUUUGGAUGUAACGAGCGUAGAGGAGAGAAACAUUAGCUUGGCGUGAUACUUUGUGUCUCUCGCUCCCGUCGCUUAUGGAUAUCUUAUUUCCCUCGACUGGCAUUUGUUUUUAGUUCAGUUCCACAAGCUAACGCAUUUGACAGCUGUUUUGGUAGCCUGCACACUGGGUAAAAUGUCGAGGAGAAAGAGCAAAAUGUGAGCCCGACACCUUUAUACACACACGUGUAGAGCUGGGUUAGGGUACCCUGGUGUACCCCCAGGUAGCCUCCUAAUUCAGGUUUGUCUACACACAUCUUACAUUUCUGUGACAAAAUGAUGAGCACCGGCCCCAGCAUCGUGUACGAGUGGCUGAAAACGCUCCAGCUCUGCCAGUAUGCCGAAGCGUUCGUGGAUAACGGCUACGACGACCUGGAAGUUUGUAAACAGAUCGGCGACCCCGACCUGGACGCCAUCGGCGUGUUCAUACCGCACCACCGACAGCGGAUUCACGACGCCGUGACAAGACUUAAAAACGAGGACAAGCAAGCCGCCUCGGGGCUUUAUUUCACAUUAGAGCCGCUGAUCCCAAGCCUGAGGGGAUCCAGGUCGUGGACGGAUCAAAUCGAGAUGACGUGCACGGGAUCACACCGGAACCUGACCCUCCGGAACCGGGAGCUUGUGGUCUACCCGAAACUGAAGCUGAAGAUCAUGAUCAGGGAUAAACUCGUUAGGGACGGGAUUAAUCUGGCUAGGCCUCCAUAUUCUAACAAGGAUGGCUCUCUGGGUAAUAUCGAUGAUCUAGCGCAGGAAUACUCGGAAUACUACAACACGUGCUUCAGUGACGUCAGCGAGCGCAUGGAGGAGCUACGCAGACGUCGCAUCUCCCAGGAACUAGAAAUGGAAAAAGCAGACUCCAGUUCCCUCCAUCAGAACUCUGAGAUCCAGGAGUCCCUCAGCUUGAGCAGUGAGGUGUCUACGCCAGAAACCGAAAGAAAGAUCCCUCUGCACAAGUCCAACUCUGAAGAUGGCUCAGGAAAAUGGGAUAGCAAGAAGAAGAACAAAUCUUUCUGGCAAAACUUCAGAAAAUCCCAGAAAGGGCUCAUGCGACAGAGCUCAAAAGGAGAGGACAUCGGCUAUGUGGCCAGCGAGAUCACCAUGAGCGAUGAAGAGCGCAUCCAGCUGAUGAUGAUGGUCAAAGAGAAGAUGAUCACAGUGGAGGAGGCGCUGGCUCGGCUUAAGGAGUAUGAGAGGAGCAGGCAGUUGAGCACCAGUUCAGACACUGCAGAGUGUGCUGAUGGAUCCAGUCCCACUGUUAACCUGCCCUCCACCUGCAAUUCUCAUGAACAGUCCGAUGAUGAGCAGGAGGACUCUGUGAAAUUUAAGAGGCUUCACAAACUGGUCAACUCCACUCGCCGCGUCCGCAAGAAACUUAUUAAAGUAGAUGACGGCAAAAGGCAGGGAUCGGAAGACUCUCUGAGCUUGGACGUGUCCCCUUCGUGCGAGGACACCAGUGCCCUAUAUGCAGGCGUCAAUAAAAAAGGGACCCGCUGCACUGUGGACUCAUCGCUGUCCUCUCUGCCCCAAGAUCAGCUUUCAGUGGAUGGAGACAGGGACAGCUUAAGUACAUCUCCAUCCUCUAGCAGCUUGGAGGCCUGGAACUCUGCGCACAGGCUGGUAAAGCCUUCAGCUAACCCACACAGCCUGGUCCGGCCUCUAGCCAGCGCCAGCACCGAGGAUGAGCCUGAGACCAGGAAGACGUCCCUGACUCACGGGGUAAGUAUGGACACAGUGUACACACACUACAGCCUUGUGCGGCCUUGUCCUCAACCUCACCGCAUGCUGGUGCCUGUGGAUUGCACCAAGCGGCCUCCUAUCUCCACCUGGCAGCGGAGCAAGCCCGAUCCCAAUUACGCCUAUUCCACCAAGCACUUACUUUACCAACGCAACUUCCAAAAAACCUCCAGCUCUCCUCCGCUGACGCUGCCAUCCUCGCCCUGGGUGCGUGAGCUGGGGAGGGAGAAGGGGAAGGGCAGUGUGGGUAUAGUGGGAACUUGGCUCUGCCCUCCCAAGCGCCUGCGAGGGAGGACAGCCGUCAGCGAGCUGAACAUUACCUACGUGGUGGAGCGCAGCCUGUACAACCACUUGAGCCGGAAAGCCGAAAGGCUCCACCUACUGGAGGAUGAGAGAGACAACGAGCGGAAAUGGGCAUCCAGUGUGGACCGUUGCACCCGACGUGUCCUCCUGCGCAUUCAGCAGAAGUCUAGGACGUGUAGCUUUGGGGGUUUUGAUCUGUCCAACCGAUCACUUCAUGUGGUCAACACAGCUUCUGAACCUCAUGAGCAGGAGGCUUUGUACAGGGACGUGAUAAAGUCUCCUACAAGCUCUCGCAUCUCUCUGGGAAGGAAAGUCAAGUCUGUGAAAGAGACGAUGAGAAAACGCAUAUCCAAGAAAUAUAGUAGUUCUCUCUCUGAGCAGUCCAGUCCAGAUGGGAUUCCCAGCUCUCCUCAAUCUCCUCAGGGAGACACUGACUCUCUGGAAAAGCCCAAACUAAAGGCAGGAGGAUCUGUGGAGAGUCUGCGCAGCUCUCUCAGCGGACAGAGCUCCAUGAGUGGCCAGACAGUGAGCACUACAGACUCGUCUGCCAGUAACCGUGAGAGUGUGAAAUCAGAGGAUGGGGAUGAUGAAGAGCCUCCGUACAGAGGGCCUUUCUGUGGCAGAGCCAGAGUGCACACAGACUUCACUCCCAGCCCUUAUGAUACAGACUCACUCAAACUAAAGAGAGGAGAUGUGAUCGACAUCAUCAGUAAGCCACCCAUGGGCACGUGGAUGGGGCUACUCAACAACAAGGUCGGAACGUUUAAGUUUAUCUAUGUGGACGUCCUGACGGAGGAGGAGGAGAAACCCAAACGCACCAUCAGGAGGAGAAGAAAGGGUCCAGCUCCGAAACCCAGCUCCGUAGAAGAGCUUUUAGAAAGGAUCAACCUAAAGGAGCACAUGCCUACAUUCUUGUUUAAUGGCUAUGAGGAUUUGGACACUUUUAAGUUGCUUGAGGAAGAGGACCUGGAUGAGCUGAACAUCAGAGACCCUCAACAGAGAGCUGUACUGCUCACUGCUGUCGAGCUACUACAGGAGUAUGACAGCAGCAGUGACCCCGAGCGCAGUGCCCUCUCUGGCUCCCAGGAAAAACUCCUCUGUGAGGGGAGGGGCUUGGCAGCUAACUCCCCACGGGACUCUGGUUGCUAUGAAAGCAGCGAAAACCUGGAGAACGGUAAGCCUCGUAAAGCAUCUCGCUCAAGUCGCCGUUCUUCUGGCUUUGAAUCUGGUCGAGUCCAGUCUCUGGAUUUCCCCACGCUUCCCAUCAGCCGCUCCACUGAGGAGCUUCAGCAUCAGUCCAAGAAAGAACGCAAAUUCCCCAAGCACUUUCUUCCCCGGCCUAUCAAGGGCUUCAGCCUGCGUUCUCUGGGCCUCAGGAAGGGCCUUCGAUCAGGAACAAGGCGUCAAAUGCCAGCCAGUCGCAGCUGUGAGGAGCUUGAUGGGACUUCAAACGCUCCAGAGAGCUGGAAACGGUCUCACUCUGUGGGGGACAUACAGUGGCAGCACGCCUUUGACCAGAUCAAGGAGAAAAGAAAUGAGACCCAACAUGGUGGUGAAAGGCAGGAAGAGGCAAACUCUGCAGUUCCCCAGUCCAGCUCUCAGACCAGUAGAGAAUCCCAGUUAGACUCAAAAACAGAGUUGUGUAGAGCAAACCAGGAUCAAGUCGAGAGACCUCAAGUGCCCACCCAGCUGCCGCACAAGCCUUCAUGCCAUGCUCCAGAUAAACAGCCUGGCUCUGCCCCAACCAGCCCAGCUCCUCGUACUCACCCCAAAAAGCCUCCUGUGCCCCCUCCUGUUCCUGCCAAAAAAUCCAAAGAGCGCCUAGUAAAUGGGUUGCGACACCCAUCUUUGGUCCUGCCAAGUUCUAGUCCAGGCAUGCCAACUCUGUCUUCUAAACCCAUAAGUAGUCCUACUAGCCCCUCUGAAAGUAUUCCGUCCACUUCAGUGUCUCCAGAUGAUUCAGAGAAACCACCACCCUGGCUCUCUGACCUGCCUGAGUCUGCCUGCCCACAGAUUCAAGGAGUCAAGGUAGCCCUUGGCAGGAAGAUCUCCCAUGCCAAAAUGACUGAUUUGGAGACACUACUGGAGGAGAAGCUUGGCUCAGAGGGCAUCGAUCUUAUGGCAGAGCCUUACUCGGACAAGCAUGGCCGCUGCGGUAUUCCUCAGCUCUUGGUGCAGAGAUACUCUGAGGACUUCCAGCAGCCACUGAAAGGUGUGGCGUCAACUCUGGACCAGAUCAGAGUUAAGCAUCUGCGCAAGGAGCACCGCAUGGCUAUUCCCUCUGGAGGUUUGACGGACAUGUGUCGGAAACCCAUGUCUCCAGUGCACUUAAGCUCAAUUUCCGAUUGGCUGGUGUCCAUUGGCAUGCCCAUGUAUUCUGACCUCCUACUGGCGGCAGGCUAUGACACGCUGGGCCAUUUGUCUGCUCUUACUGAGGCAGCAGUACGCAAGGCAGGGCUACAGGAGGAGAGACACAUCCGCCGAUUGCUCAACGAAGCCCGGCUCAUCACAGCUAACAAUGCCUCACAGUCUUAACAACACAUGACUGCUUUAUGAACAGCCACAGCUGCUGCCUGCGCUGAUCUGAUGAUGAAACGCAUCAAGUGAAUUUCCAAUGGCAAACCAAGUGCUGGAGUGGAAUGAGGAAUGAGGAAUGAAACUGGGUUCUCUGUAGCAUUUCAUGGAAAAUAUCAUCAUCUCCUUCUUCCAAGCAUUUGUUCUGUCCUUUUCUUUAGCUCUGUAUUGCUGAUGUUUACAGAAAGGACUUCUGUGGCUUCCAUGACCUGUUAGUGGUGGACUUUCCAGCGGGGUCUUUGUAACAAUCCUGAAGGGGUUGCCUUUAAAAAAAAAAAAAAAAAAAAAAAGACACGAUUUUCAAAGUUUUUGAGAUUUUGUAAAGAUUUAGACUAACUCAAGACUGUUUUCUUCUGUGCUGAUGAACACUUGUUUGUAAGGAAGAAGUACAUUUUGUGCUUCUUCCAGCACAGCAAGAUGUUGUAGCCUGGCCAAAGCGAUGUCAUUUCCUGCAGGUUAAUAGGUUCAUACACAACUUCUCAGCUCAUAGAUAUGAAUAUUGAAGGCUACGUCUUUGAUCGGUCCACUUUGGAAUGUUCAUUUAAUGCUCAAGCACAAUGUUGCUAUAUCGGAGUAUAAAUUCUGAGUACUUAGGUCAGAAUUAUGCAUAUUUUAUUUUAUUUGCAGGAGGGAAUAUAUUUGUAUAGUCCAUAAGCCAUUUCAGCUUACUCAGUGCCGAGUGGUUAAGUCGUAAAGCAUUGUAAAGCCUUUUUGCCUUCACUUAGUUAAAGAGAAUAGUGUAUAUUCAGAUAGCAUUUAAUCUUCUAAUAUACAGUAUCUAACAUUCAUUACUCUUCUGUUCUGGGAUAAAUCAUUUAUUACUGAAUCAGUUACAUAUCUUUAAGCUUUUUAUGUUGCCUUUGCCAUCCUGAAACGAUUGACACAUGCUUUCGACAGUAAUAAUCAGCCUUGACUGGGUGAUGCAACAGCGAUAACUUGCUUGUAUUUAAUGUAUAUUUUUUAGACGUUUUAGAGCUUUGAGGAAAACCUCCCCAGCACUGUGGCAAUAUGUAAAUGCUGGUAUUUAAACUUGCUCCAAAACUUUGUCCUUGACCAGUGUAAGCACAGUCUGAAAAUUCAGAAGAAAUCAGAUUUAGAAAGGGCUCACAGAGAAACAGAUUUCUUCAUCCUCCUGUAGGUUAUCUGAUAGAAAACUGCCUUUGGGAAUCCAGUCCAGUGAAGAAGAUCUGCUAUAAGAGCUGUAGAUGUUGACACUCCAGACUGAUGAGUCUCUACAUUAAGGGACCCAUGACGAUGUUUUCCUUUUCAGUAACACUUGAAAAUUUGUCUGUAUCUAUAGAGGUUUUUUUUUGGGUGAGAGAAAAAGAGACAGAGAUGGAAGCAGGCUGGCAUGUCUUUUAAUCCAAACACACAUCUGGCACUGGAGGAUGGGAUUCUACCCAUUAGUGAGGAGUUAAAACCUCAAGGAAGCUUGUCUAAAUAAGGAAUAGGACACGAUGGGGUGUGCUGUUUUAGGAAAAUAGUCAGUGACACGUUGGUACGAUGUGGCCUGACACAACGCAGAGUUACUCUUACCUCCCUGAAAUGUAUUCUUUUCCAAUAACAGCACAAAGUAUUUUACUCCUGUUCUACUACAGCAAUUUGCCAAUGAUAACAAACUUUAUUCAUUACAAGGAUUGUACUUUUUAAAUCAGGUUUUUGUUUUUACACUUAAUGUUGUGGAACGACAUUGAGUUAUAAUUUUCAUUAGCUAAAACUGCUGUAAACUUUUUAUACGUUCCCUCACCAGUGUCUCUUUUUUCUCUCUCAAAGUUAAUACAACAAAAGCAGCUUCUCAUGUUAGUAAGAAAGCACAGGAAAAAGUCCUCCAUGCCAGAAAACCUUCUUUAAAACUAAGUUUUACCUCUAACUGUUACGAAGUUCUGACACUGGAGACUCCUUACAAAAAUGAUCAUUAGAUGUCUCCUUACAGAAAACUAUAUACUAUAUGAAUGACUGCACAUGUUUUCUAACCUGUUUAAGUGAAGCUUCCACCACAGGUUUCCUGUGAAUGAGCUUCAUAACGUAGAAUUUUGACGCACACUAUGGCACAUUUUGGGGAGAGAUGGAUUUCCUACACGCAAUGUUUUUUCUAUCUACUCCAGCACAAUUUACAAUUUACAUUAGGAUUAUCAUAGCACCCAAACUCAGACUUAGCGUCUUAAAGAGGAGCAGAAAAUCAGAACGAAUGCCUUUUAACAAUGCAAUCAUGGUAUUAUGGGGAGUUUUAUAAAAUGUAUAUAAAUAUUUCAUAAAAUGUUAGUAAUUACUAUAAAAUGCACUUUAUAUUCAACUAUAUAAAGAUUAAAGGGAGCUUUUUUCAGGAAGAACAAAUUAGUAAAUGUUAAUGUCCACAGAUGGACAGUUACAUUCAGGUUUUAUGUGGAGGAGUGCAGUGGGUUAUGCUGGUUUAUAACUAAAGUGUUUUUUCCCUGUCAACAUUCAUUAAUUAGAGACUGAACCGUAACAAGCUAAUUACUUCAAAUUGAAUUCCUUAAAAUGAUUCUAAUUACAUAUAUGAAAUUGUGGACAUGUUGCACAUUCUGUAUAUGUAAUUGAUAUUUAAAUAACUUAUUGUUUUUGUUUUGUUUUUCAUAUCAAAUUAUUAGGUGUACUAUAUAUAAAAAUAGCAAUACUCUUUUGCAUAUUGCUUAAGCCAGUGUCCUGCUACAGUAUCUAUUGUAAAAUGUCUGUGUACAAAUGAUUUUUUUUUCUUUGACCUAGCUAAUGAUUGUCUAUAAAGAUUUUGCUUGUGUAUUGAAAAAAAAAAUGUCCAAAAACUAUUUGUCACUCUGAAGUGUAAUAAAAAGAAUCUUCUGACUGGAA
Messenger RNA from Pangasianodon hypophthalmus (striped catfish), 8157 nucleotides. RefSeq names its product SAM and SH3 domain containing 1a (gene sash1a). The record is from RefSeq and is a predicted model, not a curated record. The transcript is spliced from 20 exons. Lineage: Eukaryota; Metazoa; Chordata; Actinopteri; Siluriformes; Pangasiidae. The coding region runs from base 997 to 5292 and encodes 1431 amino acids. Gene Ontology annotation, molecular function: protein binding.